CUAGGUUGUCAAUUCUAUGGUUAAAUUUCGUGUUGUAUGGGUUGACCAAAUAUAGGACAAAAUAAAUUUAUUGGAAAAACAAGAGGAAGAGGCGAGGAAGAAAACUAGAAAACAGAAAAAAAAAACAGUGUACUCAAAGAUGGCAGAUACAAAUUUGUUGGAAAAUUCUUCAGAUUUAUCGAAGUUAAAGGUCCCCGAUUUAAAAAAGGAACUAAAACAGCGAGGACUGAGCACUACCGGCAAUAAAAAUGAGCUUAUAGAGAGAUUGCAAAAUGCUGUUAAAUCAAAUGAAACAAUUAAUAGCGAAUGUGUAGAUGACCUAGAGGAAGAUUUAUUAAAUGAUGAAGACGAUGAUCAUGAAGAUGCUAGCGAGUCAGUUAUAUUAGAUAAUGAGUUAGAUGAAGGUUUACCAUCAUUACCUGUAAAACGCAAGGCCGAUGAAACUUCUGCAACUGAAACUAUCCCCGAACCACCAAAAAAGGUUGUGUUAAAGAGAAUAAGUAGUUCAGAAUUAGACACAGAAGAAGAAAAAUCUGAACCGGAAAAAGUUGAUGCCGAAGUUAAACCGGAAGAAGAUAAACACGAAGACAAGAAAGUUAUUAAACUUUCAGAAUUGACAACUAAAGAGAGGUUAGAAAUGAGAGCAAAGAAAUUUGGAGUAAUUGUCAAUAGUCCAGAUGCCAAGAAAGCAGCUAGAGCAGAGAGGUUUGGUACAUCUAAUGCAUCAGCUGAUAGUAUUACAUCAUCUCAAGUGAAUACGAAAUUAGAUGUUCUAAAACAAAGAGCAGCAAGAUUUGGAGUUUCUGUAUCGUCUGCGAUGUCAAAUUUAGAAAAUAAGGAAAAAUUGGAAAAAAGGAAACAACGGUUUGGUUCUGACACAGAAGGAAAAUCUUCCAAUGGUGUGUCCGAAAGUGAUAAAGCGAAACUUCGUUUAGAACGGUUUAAAGAACCAGUGAAAUAAAUUUUGUUAUAUUGGUGUAUAAUAAAUUAGGUUUAGGUAACAAUUAUUGAAGAAUUCACUAGUAUUUACAAAUUAAUGUAUUAUAUAAUUAAUUAAUGUUCUGAAAUCUAAAAUGAAUAUACUGCGAGGCAUAAGUUAGGGAUAUAUAGAAAAUUAUGCUCAUUUUCAUAGUUGAUUUUUUCGUGAACAGAUUAACGAAUUCCGCUAUUUUUUUAUUAUUUUAGAUUUUUCUUUAGUAUUAACACAGUUGACCAAAGGUUUACUCAAAUUUCUAUUUUGUACUUCUACCAGGUGGAAGAAUAGAAAUUUUUUUCUUAUGUUAAGUUUGAGACACCCUGUAGGGAGGAUGAGGUACAAAUGUGGGUAUAUAUUGGAAUCGUAGUGUAGUCUUACAUUUUGUGAAUAUUUUGUUGUUUGAAGGUCCCUGAUUUCUUUAAAAACAAAGAAAACAGACGGUCUAGCAUGUGUUUUAACUCAAACAAAAGCUUGAGACGCCCUGUAGACAGGAAAAGAUACAAAACAUAGAAAUUAUGUUGUAGUCUCAUAUUUUGUGUACAUUUUACAUUUUUAAUGUCUCUGAGACAGUACGUAAAUCGUACAGCUGGACAUAUACAGUGUACAUUAAGUUGAGUGUGGCAACUGCGCUAAUAUGUGUUAGUUGAAUCUUGUGUUCGAGUUCGAGUUCUGGUGCAAUAGGGUUGUUACAACGAAUAGAAUAAGUGAAUUUGUAAGCAAGAAUGUCCAUAAAUAUCUCAAAAACAAAGAUUAUGAUUACUGAGUUAAUAAUUUUACUUUAAUUUUUAAAAUAUUUUUUUAUUUAAAACUAAUUUCAAAAUUAAACAGACACAGUUUUCUCAUUCCCUCAGGCCAAAAAUAUUCAGCUACUAUAUAUUGUCAUGUUUUGACGUUUAUUUGUGUCAGUCGAAAUUAAUAUAAACGAGGAUUGUGACUUCACAAACGGCGGUCUUUGCGUGUCGUAAGGGGUCAAAGGCAAAAGUGUCCUCAAGUGGCUACCUUAGUAUUUUGAGGAUACUUUGACCUGUGACCUCUGAUCGGUCACAAUCCUUUGAGUAAAGUAAAUUUCUCCUUUACAAACAUAUCUAGCCGUUUUCACACCACUUGAGGUAAGCUAGCCAGUGCGUUGAUCUUUUCUAUCGUGGAAAGAUCGUCCCCAAUAGGCCUACAGGAAACCAAGCCUAUUUUUUUUUAAACUCUAUGUAGAAUUUUCUUUCAUGAAAAAGACGCUAUUACGUGUGAAUCGAGGGAGGUAAUUCUGCUACGUAAAUAAUUUAAAGUUAUAAAAAUGCAGUUAAAAACCUUUUAAAAAUUUUAUUGUGUACUAAGCCCAACGAAAAACGAAAAAUUAUUAUUCAAACUAGUUAAACACAAAUAAAUAAUUAAUUUAAAGUAAUUGAAAAUCGAACAAUACAUUAUACGGUACAAAAUAAUAAGUAAACUAAAUGAAAGGUUCAAAUAGACCACCUUGCUUUUCAAGACGAUAUAUAUAAUAGUCUAUCAUAAAAUGCUUGCCUCACGUUUUCAAGCUGUUGUGGCGUAAUCGUAGCACAAGCGUUUCUUAUUUUAUUUUCCAAAUCCUCUAGACUAUGUGCCCUCUCGAGAUCGUUGCUAUAGAUGGUGGAUUUAAUAUGUCCCCAGAAAAAGAAAUCCAUGGGAGCCAAAUCGGGACAUCUUGCAGGCCAUUUAAUUUGGUUGCUUGUUCCGCUUAUAAUGCGAUCUUGAAAAAUUGUGCUUAAAUAAUUUUUCACGAUACGCGCAUUAUGAACGGAACAGCCAUCCUGUUGGUACCAAACAUCAUCUAAACGUACAUCUGGGAGAUUCUGAAUAGCUGGAAUAAUGCUAUUUUGUAAAAGAGCAAGAUAUUUAGCUGAAUUCAGAACUCCCUCAAUGAAAAAUGGACCAAUUACAUGGUCACCUAAAAUGCCGGUCCACACAUUAGGUUUUUGAGGGCGUUGAGUCCGAUGUACAAUGCUUCUAUGUUCAUUUUCCUGAGACCAAUACCGCGUUCUGGAAGGAUUGUGAUGACCCCGUACAGAAAAUGACGAUUCGUCGGUGAAAAGAAUGUUUUUUACAAAAUCAUCAUUUUCGUGAGAUGCAUCCAUUGCAGCUUGACAAAACUCCAUUCUACGAUAAUGAUCUCCGGGAAAUAACUCCUGGGUUCUCGAGUAUUCGAAACUCUUAAAGCCAUAUUUUUUUAGAACUUUAUGAACUGUGGUAUGCGAAACCUCCAACUCCUUGCCGACACUUCUGGUGGUUCUGGAGUUAUCUACCUCAAUUGUAGAACAAAUAUCUUCAUCCCUUCUUUCGAUUUCCUGCUGUCUUUCCGGGGACAUCUCUUUUCUUUUGUGACAUUUUCUACAAUCUUUUAGCAAUAUUGUGUUUCAAAACUAUUUAUAACAUUUGCAAUUGUUUGUCUACAAGGUAUGGGUCUAGUUUCGAAAGUAUUAGCAAAUAGAUCUACACAUUCUGCCAACGAAUUACCUUGAUAAUACCAUUUAAUUAUUUGCAUCUUUUCUGGAGAAGUAUAAAUAAACAUUUUAAACAACACUCUUCGCUUCGGGGUUCAAAUGACAAACCAAUAACACUUGACGUUUAACGAAUUUUGAAGUUAAUGCUAACAUCCAGGAUAAACAAUUACUGACAAUUUGUAUUUGUAGCUCAGUUGACACAAGUAUCUCAAUAUAAUACAAUGUAUGGUUUUAUGUGUCUAAAUAUAUACGAUGUAUGUUUCCUAUGUCCAGCUGAACAAUUUACGUACUGUAUCUUUAAUAACAAAGGAACUAGACGAUUUUACUCUUUAACAUGUGUUUUAACUGUCGACAUGGGAUACGUGAGGAGGCCAUGUCUUAUCAUACCUCUAAUAUGAAAUUAUUUCGUAUAUAUAAUGCGAAAGGAACAGAGUGUUCAAAAAAUAUAUAAUGCACCUCUCACUAUUUAAAGAGCCUCCACAUAGACACCAAAUCCGUACUUACUCUCAAGGAAAUUCUACCUCAAAACAUCACAGAGCCUCCAAUAAACAGUCUCGUCUCGCUUAUGUUGCGCUGUGCAUACCGCUUACCUGGUCGACAAAUCACUCUUAUAGGUGUCGAUCAGAAUUGUUUACGUUAUGUGCCUUUCUGUUUUAAAAGUUUUGUUAAUUGUUGUUGUUUAUUGCUAGUUUAGUUUUGUUUCAGUUAAAACACAUGUUAAACUAUAAAACCGUAUGUUUUAUGACACUCAAAAAACAAAAUAUUCCCAAAACACAAGGCUACAGUACGAUUUCGAAAUAUACUCACAUUUAUAUCUCAUCUUCCUUACAAGGUGUCUCAAACUUAACAUAAGAAAAACCUGUGUUUUCUUCCACCCCGUGUAAGUACAAAAAAGAAGAUAAAGGCAGUUUUUGUUUUCAUUUGAUUCAGAGUUGGACCACCAUCUCCAUAUAGCUAUUUCAGCAUCUAUGCCACGGUUCCCGGGAAGGGGGGUUAUCGUGGAAGGUCUUGUCACUGGGAAUUUUUCGGCGUCUACUUAUUUCUUAAUGAUUCUUUAGUCAAAAUUCACUGAGAGCGAAAUCGCAGCACGUUAUUUUUUUAACUAAGCGCGAAAUGCAUUUUUUCUGCACAAAGCUCUAAUAUUCCGUAAGUAUUUUACAUCGUUUGAUAUUCACAUUGUAUUACCAAUAUUUUUUCUUUCAAAAACUAUCAGAAAUAGUUUUGAGGACAUUAAUACAUUAGCCUGAAUUUUUCCAGAUUUUUCUGACUACUCUUAAGACCACUUUUGAGGCUUUGAAAAUGAUUUUUUUACUUUUUUGACCCUUUUAAAUGCUUUUGAAAUAGUGCUCUUUUUCCGGGUGUGAGUAUAAAUAUACUUUAUUCAAUUUAAUGAUAUUAGUAUAUAUAUAAACACAAAAUACAAGCUUAAAUUAGGCGCCAAUUUGAAAAAUAAACUAAUAUACACUCACGGACAAAAAUAUUCCAUAUUUUGAAAUUAGCGUGUGAAAUAAAAAAAAUUUGUGCUGCCCCCAGUGUCAUAGAAAUAGGAUUUCUUUUUAGAAUCCGAUGUUUCAAUGUUUCAUAUAAAUGGUAUAAUCGGAUUUAAAUUUAAUAUGGGCUAUAUGGUGGAGAAUAAGUAUUCACUAUUCUACCGACAUUAAGACCUGCGUCAUGGUACACGAAUUUGUUAUCCAAUAUGGCUGGUAAAUGGCAAAACAUGAUCUUCUAAAAUGUUUUUAAUGUACAUAUCAGCUGUCAUUCACCCAAUCACCUCCACAAGUUCAGUAUCUCCUUAUCAAGAAAUACCACUCCAUAGCACUAUGCCGCCACCACCAAAAUUAACCCUCUGUAUCAGGUUACAUCUGGCAUACCGUUCACCAUAUGGAAGCAAGAUUUACAAGACUUCGUCUACAGAAGAGUUGGCGAACAGUAUUUCAGUUGUAACCUCAUACAGAGCGUUAGUUUUGGUGGUGGCGACAUAGUGCUAGGGGGAGCGGUACUGCUUUGAAAGGACAUACCGAACACGUGAAGGUGAUUAGGCGAAUGCCAACUGAUAUGUACAUUGAAAACAUUUUAGAAAAUCAUGUGUUGCCAUUUGAAAGCCAUAUUGGAUAUGACAUAUUGGUGCUAAUGCACUUCUUCUUGUCGCUAGCAUAGUGAAUACUUAUCUUGAUGAGAUUCAAUUUAAAAAUUAUACUGGCCAGCAUAUAGCCCAGAUCAGAUUUAAAUCCGAUUAAAGCCUCUAUGUGAUACUUUAAAAAAUGGCAUUCGUAAAAAAAUCUUAUUCCUAUGAUACAGAGGGCUAAGGAUAGCAGCACAAAAAAUUUCAUUCCACAUGCAUAUGCAAUAUUUUUGUCCGAGAGUAUAUAAGUGAGAUAAGUAUUUUUGCAUUAUAGAUGUUACAGGUAGAAAUUCGAUAACAUACAUAAUUAUAAUAUAUUAUUUAUUUACUAUAUAAAUAAAUAUGCAGAAAUAUGUUGACCCGCAAAAUAUUAACAAUUAGAGAUAUUAGAUGUAUAAUAAAUUGGCAAAGUGUUACAACAUUUUUUGUACUAAAAAAGAAAAAAUUUUUUUUAAUAAUAAUAUUAUUAUGAUAUUAUAAUGCCAUUUUAAAUAUGCGUUCAUGGCAUUUUAAUCAUGGUUAUUAAAUUUCUACCUCUAACACCUGUAAUGCAAAAAUGUCUCUCUUAUAUAUUAGUUAAUUUUUUAUAUUGGAGCAUAAUUUAAGCUUGUAUUUUGUCUUUACAAUACUAAUAAUAUCAUUAAAUUGAAUAAAGCAUAUUUAUAUACUUACACCCGGAAAAAGAGCACUAUCUCAAAAGCAUUUAAAAGUGUCAAAAAAGUGAAAAAAUCAUUUUCAAAGCCUCAAAAAGUAGUCUUAAAGUAGUCUUAAAAAUCUGAAAAAAUUCAGGCUAAUGUAUUAAUGUCCUCAAAACUACUGCUGAUAGUUUUUGAAAGAAACAAAAUAUUGGUAAUACAAUGUGAAUUUCAAACGAUGUAAAAUACUUACGGAAUAGUAGAGCUUUGUGCAGAAAAAAUGCAUUUCGCGCUUAGUUAAAAAAAGAACGUGCUGCGAUUUCGCUCUCAGUGAAUUUUGAUGAAAGAAUCAUUAAAAAAUAAGUAGACGCCGGAAAAUUCCCAGUGACAAGACCUUCCACGAUAACCCCCCUUCCCGGGAACCGUGAUGCAUCAUCAGUGGAGCUAUGCAGUCACAACUCUAAAACAAAAUCAACAAACCCUGCCUAUUUAAGGGAAAACAUCGCGAUGCAAUGAAUCCACCUUUUGAGACGCAAAACAGCGACAUCUCUCGUAAUACGAGGAAGACGAAAAGCCCCAGAUGCAAAGGUUACUACUUUUAUACAAUUAGAAUAAUUGAAAUAAAAAUAAUAAACAAUAAUUUAAAUGCAAGACUUUUUCGUUAAGAACUGACUGCAUAGCUCCACUGAGGAUGCAUAGAUACUGAAAUAGCUAUAUCGUUGUGUUAGAAUAACAAGGUUCUAUCUGCAAAUUUUUUAAAAUUGACAUUUUUAUGUAACUUGGUUCCAUUUUAUGUUCUUUACCUUAAUAUGAUCCUAGCACCGACAUCUAUUAACAGGUGGCUGAAAUACGUAAGUUACAAGGUUCUAUCUCAGAGAAUUUUAAAUGUUGAUAAGUUAACAAGCUUCUAACUGACAUAAAAAACAGUCAACUAAGUACACAAGGUCCUAUCUGUAAGAACUUAAAGUGUUUAUAAGUUAAUAAUAAGAUUUAUGAAAAAACAAAAGAUGUAGAUCUUUUAAAGACACUCAGUGAUCAAAAGAUCCACAGAUACUGGUUUAACGACCACUCGUACGAAAUCAGACAAAUGAAAUAGAGAAUGUGGAAAUUUGAUUCUUUGGAUCUUUGAUUCUAUUCAAAAAAUUUUUCCCAGCCCGAAAUGGUGGAUGUGUGAAUUAUUCGUAAGGGGAUUUUUCCACAUUUUCUAUUUCAUUUGUCUGAUUUCGUAUGAGUGGUCGUUAAACCAGUAUCUGUGGAUCUUUUGAUCACUGAGUGUGUUUCAAAGAUCUACAUCUUUUGUUUUUUCAUAAACAUUAUCUUACUUACUCUAAAGUAAUUAGGGAAUUAAAACUUGAGACUGUCAUUUUCAGGUUGGGCGUAGAUUUACGCUCCUGCUAUGUCUAGGACUCGAAUGUUGUUUUUUGAUUGGAAUGUGUCUAAAGAUAUUCAACUUCUCAUCUUUACCGAUGAGCCCAGAGAGGUUGAAGAGGGUGAAACACAUUUCUAAGAACUGGUAUUUGGAUCUUUGAUUCUAUUCAAAAAAAUUUUCCCAGCCCGAAAUGGUGGAUGUGUGAAUUAUUCGUAAGGGGAUUUUUCCACAUUCUCUAUUUCAUUUGUCUUAAUAAUAAGACUAAUAAACAACUAGAAGUUGUUUUAUUGUAUACUAAUUGUUAAACAAAGGUAUGUGUGGAAAAUAGAACUUGAUUAAAUAAGUUUAAUUCAUUUCUCAAAUCAGAACUCCUUUGUAUUAACUAUUGAAGUAACCUUUUACUGUUAAUAAAAAUAUAUGAAUUUUUAAAAAAAUUUACAUUGUUAACACAUAAAAGUGGCGACAAUAGUAAAAUAAAUAUAUAACAUAGAAACUUUAAACAGUCAUAACUAAAAAUGGCACCUGAGGCAGUUAGAACCUUGUUAUUCUGACACAACGAUAUGGAGAUGGUGGUCCAACUCUGAAUUAAAUGAAAACAAAAACUGCCUUUAUCUUUUUCAUCUUCACUCGGAUUUGAGUACCUGAAACUGUCUUUCGGUCCUUUUCCUAGACGAAAAGAAGGUAAAUACGUGGCCUAAGUGUCCUUUAUUUGCUUUCUUCUAUAUUCGUCGUCUCUUGUGCUUAUAUAUUGUAAAAGCCGGAGAUACGGGAUGCAGCCAGAAAGCAGUUUCUUAACGAAAAAGUUUUGGAUUUAAAUUAUUGUUUAUUACUUUUAUUUUAAUUAUUCUAAUUGUAUAAAAGUAGUAACCUUUGCAUCUGGGGCUUUUCGUGUUCCUCUCGUAUUACAAAAAAGAAGUUUGAGUAAAUCUUUGUUCAACUGUGUAAAUACCCAAAGAAAACUCGAAAAUAACAAAAAAAAUAGCGGAAUCCGUUAAUCUGUUCACGAAAAAAUCAACUAUCAAAAUGAGCAUAAUUUUCUAUGCCCCUACCUUAUGCCUCGCAGUAUAUUUCCAUAUCAACCUCUAGUAAAAUAUAAAUGUUCAUAAAAUUAAUAUUUUAUCUCACAUUCGCUUUAUACUAAUUUUGACUUUAUUUUUUUUUUUAUUAUAUUAAAGUCCCGACAGGUCCUUCUUGAAAUCGUGUCAUUAUCUGUCUCUUUGUCUAUAUGUAUACCUGUCUCUGCAAAAACUCUUAAAGGAAAAUCCUAUAGUCUUGAAGCUUGAUACAUAGGUUCAUCCUGGAUCAAUCCUUGGGCCUAUUUAAUUUGGGGCUGAGUAGAUCAAAAAAGGUAGAGGUAUCUUCGGAUAGAGAGAAUGUAUCCUUCAAAGUAGGUGAAGAAGUAAAGUAGAAAAUUCUGUCGGGUCCUUCGAUCCUCUAUUGUAUCGAUUUAUGUGAUGUUAUUAUCGGUUUAAAAAGUAAUUAUGACUAUAAAAGCUGUGUAUUCCUUAUUCACCAUAUCUUUAAAUCCAUUAGACAUUUCCCAUUAGCGACUGAAAUGUGUCAGGGAUGAAAACUUACCCAUCCAGUAUGUUCUGCGCGGAGAAUUCGAGAAUUCCUACUCAGUUCAAAGCUUUGACAUAUUUUGUCUCCAAAGUAUACUUAGUAAUGCUAUGGCUUUUUCCUAAAUACAUUUUUCUUUGAUUGCUUUAUUGAGUGUACUGCCUCGUUAACAAUUUAUGAAAAUAUUGCUAUUGAUUUAUAUUUAGGUGUUAUUAUAUCUUUUUUCUUGUCAUUUAAGUUUAACUUCAUAUUAACAAAAUAGCUGUAUAAAACUUGCACGGAUUAAUAUUUAUACUCAUAUUUUUUGACGCUAUAGUCUAUCUUUAUGACCGAGAGAUUAAAUUAUGUAUAAUAUUAUAGUUAAACUCAGCAGCGGCUCGUGGCCUAAAAAAGUGGUGAAGAUGAGGAAAGCCUGCCGGACCCAAAAGAAAUUUCGGUACCUAUAUCAUGCCUAAAUCUCAUUAAAAAUUCUUUUAAAAAAUGUUUAGAGUUUAGGUGAGGAGAUACUUAAGCAAAAAAAGCAGUAUUAAAUAGAUUAAUAGAAGGAAAUAAUCUAUUAAUGAUAUCCUUGUAGAAAGGAAUUGAAAGGAUGCUUCUGUAUAAGUUCAGUCAAUAGUUCUUUAUGAGUGCAAUAAUAGUCAAAUUGGAUAGUCUUCCUUGUGAAAUAGUGUUUCUUGUAAAAGUUUUUAACCUUUUUAGGCACGAAAAACUUCUUUCUACGUAUACGCUUGUCGAUGGAAUUGUUAGAAUUAAAGAAAACAAAUUAUAGGCUUCUGCAACAUUGUCUUUAAUUAGUUGUAAUUUUAAAACCAAUUCUUGAAAUUAACAUUUUUGUAAUUUCCGUCGGCGUAAAGGCGACAAAGCUCACUUUUAAGUCUUUGAAUUUUAAUAAAUUUUGUGCCUAAAACUCAAAUAAAUUUUGAAAAGCGUCGGACGGAAAGGUUAAACUGUAUGACCCAAACUUUGUUGUAUCAGCUAAGCUUACGAAGUUUUAUCACAACCCUGAACACAUACAUCCAUUUCCAUUAAAAUAAGAUGAUAUAUUUAAAAAAAAAUAAUGCUCUGUAUUGGGUAGUAAUUGCAUUCUUGCUUAUACCAUCAUGACACCUACACCUUUUCGAAGUCUUAAUGACGGUCAUUGUGCCUGUUCUGUCAAAAAUAAAUUAAAAAAUUCUUCGCUUCUUUUAUCACUUAUUAAUUGACAACUCCUUUUCAUUUGGCCUAAACAAAAUUUAAUAUCUAUAAAAAUUAUAGGGACUUCUUUUUGAAGAAAAUCAUAUAAAAUAUCUGUUAUAUGAAAAAUAGAGCUAAAAACUGUUGCUAAAAAUGUAAACUCAAAAUCGUUUAAAUCUCCUAAAAGGCCUUUAGCCUGCUGAACUGAUUUGCGGUCUACCGUCUUCCGAAAAAACGAAUACUACCCAUUACCCAUCCAACUACUGGGUGAAUACGGCAAAUUUAUUUUUAAACAUAGCUGCACUUUGCUUGCUAAUGUAAGUACCAGUGCCGAUAGGAUGACAUUACGUUGUCAUGACAACCGUUGAUGCUUGUGCAGAAGGCUUUGGAAAUUGAAACGAGAUCUUCAUCUAACUUUGCCUGCGUCAGAUGACGCAGGUCAGGACCUGAUUGUCAAGGAUCUAUAUUUUUAAUGUAUGGACUAUUUAAAUUAUUUUUUAAAUUUUGUAUUCAUUAAAAGAAUAAAUAAUUAAAUUCAGAAUUUAGAUAUAAUAAUGUUACUUUUAUUUUUUAUUUUUUUGUCUCAAUUUAAUUAUAUUUUUUGGUGAAGCUCACAUUCACCUACUUCACCUGGCCGGCCGCCGCUGGUUAAACUUAUGCUAUAUCUCUCGGUCAUAAAGAUAGACUAUAACUAUAACGUGAUUCAGAUCGUCGUGUAGAAAAGUCUACAAGCCAAUGUGACGUCCAUUCUUUGCUAUCUUGUGACGACCUAUAUUUUUUCAUUAAUUUUUUACAAAUUAAUAUUAGUGAAUUCUGAUAUCAUUUUUCUAUAACUUUCGACCUUUUUUAUCUUAUAUAAUUCAAAGAAUAAUAUGUAUGUUGUUAUUCAUUUGUAAUAAAAUUAUGUUUUUUAA
Diabrotica virgifera virgifera (western corn rootworm) is the source of this 11220-nucleotide messenger RNA. Its product is annotated as SAP domain-containing ribonucleoprotein. The record is from RefSeq and is a predicted model, not a curated record. Lineage: Eukaryota; Metazoa; Arthropoda; Insecta; Coleoptera; Chrysomelidae. The coding region runs from base 140 to 961 and encodes 273 amino acids. The transcript has 5 exons. Gene Ontology annotation, biological process: poly(A)+ mRNA export from nucleus. Gene Ontology annotation, cellular component: nucleus.